AUGCUUCUUUGUCCUUAUUUUUCCCUCAUUCUAUGCCUACCAAUCACGUUCAGUCUUCCAUUCACUCCUGGAGGUAUAGUCUCCCGCCUUCCACCCUGGGAUUUAUCGCGUAAUGAUCCAUCCCGGCCACAGAUUGACCGCAACUUGACAGCAAAAUUUUGGAAACCCUUCCCCUGGAGGCAACAUUCCUCUGCAUCGGAUGCUAGUACCAUCCAACCUGCCAACAGCUUCUGUUUUCCGAGCACCAUAGAAACCACCAGUGCUGCUCGGAGUAAUAAGUUCGGAAUCAUCUCAGUCUCCUCCAUAGCUUCUCCCCCAUCUUCUUCAUCGUCCUCGUCUUUAUCUUCUACAUUCCCCUCCUCCGCUUCCUCAGUCUCUGUCUCACCUCCCUCACCCCCAUCCACUGCAGGACUGGGUCACAUUGUUGGAUCUAUAAAUUCGCGGCGCCCUGAAGACAUUCAUAGCUCUUCACCAGCAUCUUCCAAUUAUGUUGCAAUCUGCCAAUUACAAACUCUUGCCAUGAAUGCUGUGCUCAAAGAGACUACCUAG
Molecule: messenger RNA, 549 nt
Organism: Protopolystoma xenopodis
Lineage: Eukaryota; Metazoa; Platyhelminthes; Monogenea; Polystomatidea; Polystomatidae
Source: the annotation of a GenBank genome assembly